AUGCUUCAGAUUGAAGAACUUAACACUGGCAGGAAGGAAGUAGAAUCGCCAGAUUCAUCAAUGGAUUCCCUUGCUAGUGGGUUAGAAGAGGAGGAGGCUUCGAGAACUCCAGAAUCCGAGUUAUCAAAUUCACCGGAAGAUGUUCGCGCCUACAUGCGGAAGGAGGAAUUAUCAGAAAGUCAGGAAAAAGAAUUACCGAAUUCACCGGAGAACAACGUUGUCGGCAUUCGGAAGAAAGAAAAAACAUCAGAAAAUCCGGAAGGAGAAUCGCCAUUUUUAUCGAAAGAUUCCCGGGCCAAAGGGCCAAAAAAAGAAUUCAGAAGCCUGAAAAAUGAUAAGUCGAAAGAUAAUUCUGUGGACGGAGUGGACGAGAAGAAAUCAAAAAGCCCGGAAAUGAAGUCAUCUGACUUACCAAAAGAGCAAAUGCAAAAUGUGGAAGCAUCAGGAGGUUUGGCGAAUGAUGAAAAGGUUAGAUUUGCUUGGGAUUCAGAUAAAAAUUAA
Molecule: messenger RNA, 501 nt
Organism: Gongylonema pulchrum
Lineage: Eukaryota; Metazoa; Nematoda; Chromadorea; Rhabditida; Gongylonematidae
Source: the annotation of a GenBank genome assembly